Molecule: messenger RNA, 794 nt
Organism: Strongylus vulgaris
Lineage: Eukaryota; Metazoa; Nematoda; Chromadorea; Rhabditida; Strongylidae
Source: the annotation of a GenBank genome assembly
AUGCUACGUAAGGGCACUUGGGCAGCGCAUUUGAAAGAAAUGGAAGUAAAACGCGUCAAGAUGGCUAAAGAAGGCAAUGAAGCGUAUAAUCAGAAAUUGUACAACUAUGAUGACGUGGAAUAUAUUGGUAUCAUCACGGUUGGAUCUCCGGAUCAGUCUUUUAGAGUUGUUCUUGACACUGGUUCAAGUAUAUUUUGGAUCCCAGAUUACACAUGCGCGGCAAGCACACCGGAGGUAUGCGAUGAAUCUGCUUGCGACCCGGGAGUGGCCUGCCAGGUGUUCUGUCCUGAGAAGGUUUGCUGCAAAAAAGAAGAGAUUGUACGUACACGAAAUCCAUGUAGAGGAAAGAACUUUUUUGCAUCAACUAAUUCGUCUACCUACAUUCCAAUGAGCGGAAGGUGGAGAAUGUUUUACGCACAAGGUAGCGCAGAGGGCUUUUAUGGGAACGAUACAGUUCGAUUUGGAGAAGUUGGAACUAAACAGCUUGAAGUUCACGGUUCACAGUUCGGUCAAGCAGAAAAAAUUUCAGAUGACUUCACCGAUAGUCGUUUUCUCCUACACGAGUUUAAACUGCUUCAGGAACCUCUAGAUGGCGUACUUGGAAUGGCAUUUGCGGCACAGAUGUUCAGAGGGCCUCUUCCCAUUUUUGAACGCGCAUGGAAACUCGGCCUAGUUGACCCCAUAUUCACCUUCUACAUGAAGCGUGGCGACGGAUACAGUGAGUUUUUUAAGCAUAGUUUAGGGACAAUCGAUUCAUAUAGCUAUACCAAAUAUGCUUGGGCUUUAUCUUGAUG